AAAAAGCAAAAAACUCGGCGCCAAAGGGCCGCUUUUUACCGCGCUUAGGCGUUGGCUCCGCGCCUGCACACGCGCAGUGCUGCGCUGAGUUGCUCUUGCGCCAGCCCUGCGCAGGAACGCCGCGCGGGAGCCGCGGGAACCGUCGCAAACACUGGAGCACUGAGUAGGCAGUUGUUGCCUCGCGCGACGUCGACGUCCCCUCCGAGUCCGCGCCGCGACACAAUCAAAGACCCAGCCAAACAAACACCCGAUUCAGACCAUGGAGGCACGCCCCCUCGGCGAGAACGCCGAGAGGAGAGACGACACCACCGACGCGCGCAAGCGGAAGCGCGCCGCGGCCUCACCACAAAACAGCCGCCGCCGGUCCACCCAGACGCCGCGCGAGACGCUGAGCCCGUCGGCCGCGGCGGCGCUCGAGGCUUUUGUGGGAGGCGAAGACUCCGGGAGAAGGAAGACCGCGGACGUCGAGACCGUAAGGGCAUUGGAGCGCUGCCUCGGCCCUUCUGGUGGCGACGACGACCGCACCUGGGCCGGGCCCGCGCUCCCGCGAGACGACAAUGACCGCACGGCGACCGAGGGCGAAAUUGAAGCAUUGAGGAGGACGGUCUCGCAGCCGCCCCAACGACGGCAAUCUAUAGCCCCACCCAAGAAGGGCACGGGCGCGCGCGCCUACGAGGAGCUGCUGGGCACGCGCGCGGAGCUGCUGGACGAGGACACGGGCGAGCCGGCGCGGACCGGUCUGGAGUUCGUGAGCGCGGCGGCGCACCUGCCCUAUCCGGGCCAGGCUCUUGACGAGGGUGAUGCUUUAUUACCAGCAGGGACGCCGCCCGCGGAGGACGCCCAUGCGGUCGCAGCUAGACGUAGGGCCGAAGCUCUCGCGUUGGAGGCUGAUCUAGCCCCACGCUCUCCGGAGGCGCCGCCGCCGCGCCUCAAAUCGUGCCUCUCGUCGUCGAAGAAGCGGCGGCCGUCGGCCUCGCCCCAGAACGUGACAUUUGCUGCUGGAGCUACUACCAUGGAGUUCGAGCGGAGCGACCCGCCGUCGGCCCUCAAAUCGAGGAGGCCCCAGACCGUCGACGUUGAGAGAAGGUCCUCUGCUCCUUCUCGCGCUACUAGUCCGCCACCUCCUUCACAAGAAAGGAGACACACGAUCGAGAACUCGGCAGCACUAGCAAGGUGGACCAUCGCCCACGGGGACACGCGCGGGCCGCGGCCGCUCACGAGUCCAAGACGGGCCUCGGGCCGCUUUGAUCAUGAUGACGCGUCGGACACGUCUUCGGCGGAUUCGGAAGAAUGCCAAGCACCUAGAAGGUCCUGGGCCCAGGCCAUGGAGCUCACCGGUGACUUGAGGAGACCGGAACUAUCGCCGGUCGUCGAGGAGUCGAGCCCGGAUUCGGACCGGAGCACGCCGCAGCCGACCAUACCGCUCGAAGAUCAUUUGGGGGAUCUACUCGCUCUACCGCCGGCGCAUCAGCGCGCAAGACCGUCGGAGACGGUCCAGCUCGAGGCCGACCUCGGGGCGAUGUUGGAGGCGGUCCGGCCGGCGCCGCCGCCCCAGGAGGACGUGACGAUGGAGGACGCGGCGCUAGAUACGACGCAACUACUCGCUUCCCUAGGCUUAGAUGAUGCGUCGCUCUCAAAAGACGCUCCGGGCGAUGUCGCCGCGGACGACGAGACUGGCAGACAAUUGGCGGCGGCGCUGGCCGCGGCGGAGUUAACAGGAGACGACGACGACGGCGCGUUGGUUGCGGCUACGCUCGCGGCGCGAAGCGAAGCGCAAGCGCUACGGGAGGCCGCUGCGAAGAUCCGCGAGGCCGCGGACGAGUGCCGACGAAGAUCCGCGAACAUAUUACGUACUUCCGCUAGUGACGUGGAGCUAGCUGCAAGAGUGGCGCCGGAGGUCGCGAGUUCCGUGGUCGAGGCCGCGAAGACGUUUGGGCGGACCGUCGUACUGGCUGCUAGUGCGGACGCGGACCAGCGCAUCACACGGGCCUUUGAUAUGGCUAGGGUGGAUGUGGAGCAGCGCGAACGCGAGUGCAUGGACGCGAUUACGGCUCUUAGCGAGCAGGAGAAGGCCGGGGAUAACAUAGAUGCCCAGGCGGAGCGGUUAAGGCAAGAUGCCGAGCACACCAUCCAGCAACGGAGGCGAUCCGGUAUUAGUGAAGAGACCUGGGAUGCGACGAUCGCGGCGAAACUCGCAGCGGGCCUGGAGCCCUGGACGCCGCGUACCGAUGGUAUUCUGGACUUCCCGCACGCGUUGUAUGGCACUUGGCUCUCGGUGGAAGUUGCUGCCGACAGAUUGAUGGGACGGAGGGAGCGCCUCGACGACGACAAGGACCUGAUGCUGAAAGCUUUACGAAAAGCUAGAGGUACGGACGCGUGUGCCACGGCGCUGUUCGACGCGCCGGCGACGUGGCUGCACCCGCGGGCGUCGGGCGGUCGGUCCUUCGAGGUCAUGGGCAACGAUGUUGAAGUGUUAUCAUUAUUCGCUUCCAAGUUAGCGCGCUUCGCCAAGGAGCUGUUUCGGCUGGAGCACCGCUGCGACGUGCGAGGCGUCGCGUUCGGUGAGACCGAUUGUGUGGUCGAUUGUCGAGUCGCGUCUUCCGUGCGGCCUGCCGGUUUGAGGGUGGAAUUUAGGGUGGCCCGGGGCUACCCGGCGGCGGGCUUCGAACGAGCGGGUUUGAUAGGCGCAGACGGGUUGUUGAGUGUGCGGCUCGCGGCAUCAAGGGGCGACGACAUGUUGGUCGGCGCGGCGGAGCGCGCCUUAUCAGCGCGGGGCUUGUGCGGCGAGCGGAAGGACGGGUGGUUCGCCGCGAAGUCGACGCCGGGGAGUCUGCUGCGGACGCUCGCGUGCGUGCAGGGCGCGUGCGACGCGCCGGACGGGUCGGCCAUCCUCCAGCCGGCGCAAUAAGCACACAUUCACUUA
Messenger RNA from Pelagomonas calceolata, 2923 nucleotides. The record is from the annotation of a GenBank genome assembly. NCBI's taxonomy places the organism in Eukaryota, Pelagophyceae, Pelagomonadales, Pelagomonadaceae.